Tupaia belangeri chinensis (Chinese tree shrew) is the source of this 3015-nucleotide messenger RNA. It is a transcript of the gene ATL1, whose product is annotated as atlastin GTPase 1. The transcript has 16 exons. Gene Ontology annotation, molecular function: GTPase activity; GTP binding. The coding region runs from base 415 to 2085 and encodes 556 amino acids. NCBI's taxonomy places the organism in Eukaryota, Metazoa, Chordata, Mammalia, Scandentia, Tupaiidae. The record is from RefSeq and is a predicted model, not a curated record.
CGAACCUUUUCACCUGAGGCUCCUGAUUUCUCACAAUCACAGUUCUGAGCUCACUAGCAGUUUAGGAACUAAAGCCUCUAGAGCAAUUUUAUUAUCUGAACCAGAGAAGAUCUCAGGCUUCGGUGGCUUGAUGGAUAGAGAAAUAUUUUGUUCAUUAUCUUUCAAUUGUUAUUAUUUGUAAAGUUUACAACUACAUAGAGUUCACAGCGGCUUGAUUCUCUUCCUUGUCUCGGCGAGAUCUCUUCUGUAUACCAAGAGUUUUAGAGACUACUAAGCAAGAGUGACUAGGGAAGGAGUCUGACUUAACGGCCCAAACUGAGUCAUCUUGUACACCUGAGUACUAAGAGCCCACUCAGCGUACUGUUCUAGGCCCCUACAUUCAUUCAGCAGCCAUUCACUGAGUCACCCAGAGCGAUGUUCAGUCCUGCAGUCUCCAUUCAUGGUGGAUUUUCCGAAAAGACAUCUGAAUGGAGCUCCGAAGAAGAGGAGCCUGUAAAAAAGGCAGGACCUGUCCAAGUCCUCAUCGUCAAAGAUGACCAUUCCUUUGAGUUAGACGAAGCCGCACUGAAUCGGAUCCUUCUCUCGGAGGCUGUCAGGGACAAGGAAGUUGUGGCUGUAUCUGUGGCUGGAGCGUUUAGGAAAGGAAAGUCGUUCCUGAUGGACUUCAUGCUCAGAUACAUGUAUAACCAGGAAUCAGUCGACUGGGUCGGAGAUUACAAUGAACCUUUGACUGGCUUUUCAUGGAGAGGUGGGUCUGAAAGAGAGACCACAGGAAUCCAGAUAUGGAGUGAAGUCUUCCUUAUCAAUAAGCCCGAUGGUAAAAAGGUCGCAGUGUUAUUGAUGGAUACUCAGGGAACCUUUGACAGUCAGUCAACUUUGAGAGAUUCGGCCACAGUAUUUGCCCUUAGCACAAUGAUCAGCUCAAUACAGGUAUAUAACUUAUCCCAAAAUGUCCAGGAGGAUGAUCUUCAGCACCUCCAGCUUUUCACUGAGUAUGGCAGAUUGGCAAUGGAGGAGACGUUCCUGAAGCCAUUUCAGAGUCUGAUAUUUCUUGUUCGAGACUGGAGUUUCCCGUACGAAUUUUCAUAUGGAGCGGACGGUGGUGCCAAAUUCUUGGAAAAACGCCUCAAGGUCUCAGGGAACCAGCAUGAAGAGCUACAGAAUGUUCGAAAACACAUCCAUUCCUGUUUCACCAACAUUUCCUGUUUUCUGCUACCUCAUCCUGGCUUAAAAGUAGCUACCAAUCCAAAUUUUGAUGGAAAACUGAAAGAAAUAGAUGAUGAGUUCAUCAAAAACUUGAAAAUACUGAUUCCUUGGCUACUUAGUCCCGAGAGCCUAGAUAUUAAAGAGAUCAAUGGGAAUAAAAUCACCUGCCGAGGCCUGGUGGAGUACUUCAAGGCUUAUAUAAAGAUCUAUCAAGGUGAAGAAUUACCACAUCCCAAAUCCAUGUUACAGGCCACAGCAGAAGCUAACAAUUUAGCAGCCGUGGCGACUGCCAAGGACACGUACAACAAAAAAAUGGAAGAGAUUUGUGGUGGUGACAAACCAUUUCUGGCCCCUAAUGACCUGCAGACCAAACAUCUGCAGCUUAAGGAAGAGUCUGUGAAGCUGUUCCGAGGCGUCAAGAAGAUGGGUGGGGAAGAAUUCAGCCGGCGUUACUUGCAGCAGUUGGAGAGUGAAAUAGAUGAACUUUACAUCCAGUAUAUCAAGCACAAUGAUAGCAAAAACAUAUUCCAUGCAGCUCGUACUCCAGCCACACUGUUUGUUGUCAUCUUCAUCACGUAUGUGAUUGCUGGUGUGACUGGAUUCAUCGGCUUGGACAUCAUAGCUAGCCUGUGCAACAUGAUCAUGGGACUGACCCUCAUCACCCUGUGCACCUGGGCGUACAUCCGCUACUCCGGAGAAUACCGGGAGCUGGGGGCUGUAAUAGACCAGGUGGCUGCAGCUUUGUGGGACCAGGGAAGUACAAAUGAGGCUUUAUAUAAGCUCUACAGUGCAGCAGCAACCCACAGACAUCUGUAUCAUCAAGCGUUUCCUGUACCAAAGUCAGAAUCUACUGAACAAUCAGAAAAGAAGAAAAUUUAACCCAAUUUUUAAAAUACAGGUGCAUGACAAAUUGUCAGUUAAAUAUUCAGUUUUAUGUCCUCAUGCAAACAUUCAAAGAGCUUCCAUCAAAACAGUAAAAUACCAAACACCUCUGAAUACUGCAAAAUGGCUGUGUUCUUUUACUUCAGUGUUUAAUAAGCAGAUGUAUGUAUGCAUGGUUAUAUCUUUUGUUAACAUGUACAGUUCCUUGAUUUCAUUUUCAAAUAUGCUGUUACAAAGUGUGUGUCUAUUUAUGAUGACAGUACAUGUGUUCUGCUUGAAUUUGCCAAAUUCUACUAUUGGGUUAUGAUUAAACCAUUUAGUGAUAUCAUUCCAUGUUUGGAUACGCUCAUUUAAUUUCUACAGAAAAAAAUUUAAAUUACUUUGCAUAGCAAAUUAUUAAAGCACAGCAUCAUGACUCAGCAGGCUCGAUUUAAUAUGUAUCAUAUUACAAAUACCAUCACUUAUUUUAAACACAUGUAAGAGCUUUUCAGUUGCUUUACCAAAAAAUAUAUAUUGCUUCUUUUAUACUAUGAUUUAAUAAUAUAGAAUAUAAACCUCUUGAUCAAAAAUGCACAAAAGAUCUCUCUAUAUGUAUUUGAGUUUCACUGCAUUGUAUAUUUUUUCAUUUGGUACACAAAGAAAUGUAUCCUUCAUAGGUUUAUUCUUUUAACAAGUCAACUAUUAUUAAUUAAAGUUUACUCUGGUUCCUAAGAUUAAAAACAAAUGCUUACUGAAUUUGAAAAUGUUUGGCAGGUUUCUCUCUCUCUUCAAAAAUUAAAAAUGCAGUUCUUUAAUGCUGACAUUGCACAUGUAAGUUUCUGUAUUAAAAGCACACCCUGUUAUGCUGAUACCUUUAUGUACCUUCCACUUCUUUUUUAAAAUUUAUUAUUUUUUUAAUAUACAUUAAAUCACAUUGUUUAGCUUACA